This is a messenger RNA of Cylicostephanus goldi, 1648 nucleotides long. The record is from the annotation of a GenBank genome assembly. Lineage: Eukaryota; Metazoa; Nematoda; Chromadorea; Rhabditida; Strongylidae.
CGAAAGUUUUUCAAUUGUAAUCUAGGAAUAACCGCUAAUAUAUAAUACAAGCGUUGCAUUCUUUACACUUGAUAAAGUAAGGUUUUAGUGGCCCCAUUCAUUGGAGAAAUUGGGCACUGGCGGAUCUUUGCUCUCCUUAUGCUGGUUCGACGAUGCCACACAAUUAGUCGCUGGCAGUGGUAGUGGCCAGGUUAUCCACGCUCAGAUAGUUGGCAGGACCGUCGAAAGUGGUGGACUGGAAGUCGUGCAAACGAAGAGAAACAUGCUAGAAGUCAGAGAUCUCAACGUAGAUCUUGCACAAGAAACUUUGGAGACAAGGGAUAGAAUAACACACACUUCCUUAGCCCACAAUCAGCUAAUUGUUGUAACCACAUCGCAGCUGUACAUUUACAGCUCGAAAAACUGGAACACGCCGGUCAUUGUUGACAUAAAAGACAAAACCACAGCCCUUGUCCAACAAUCCAGCAGACUGUUCCUUGUUUCUGAUGGCCAAACCGUUCUGGUAUUCAAUUAUGACGGCAGAAGUCUUUGUGAGGUGAAGGUGCCUGGAAACGGUACCAGUAACAUUAGUGAAAAGACCAUAGCUCUAUCAAAUGAUGUGCUCGCAAUCAGAGAUCGAGGGGAAACUUCAACUAUCUGCUUUUUUGAUCCGACAUCCGGUAGAGCACUUGGAGACGAGAAGAUAGUUCACGAGUAUUUGCAUAGGACGACGACUGUAAUUAUUGAUUUGAAGCGUGAAGUCAUGGAAAUGACAUUAUCGCAAUGUGGAAAACUCAAUGAAAGGAUUCUGGCAUUUCGUGACAGUGAUGCAGCAGUAUUGGCUGCCAGAGUGAAAACCUAUGGUAUUGCUCAAAGGAUAGCAAGAAUCGGUUCUUCUGUGGAGCAUCUUCACUUCAACAAUACAACGAAUAUGCUGGCAGCAGUAGGCGAAGGGCGAGUCCUUGUGUGGCCUGCUAUAGAAAUAGCAUUUAUCGACAGAACGCUUUUACAACAAUCAAUCAUAGAAAAACCAGUACCUGCCCUCGGGAAAUUCCCUAUUUUACGCAGUUUUAAUGACAAUGUGGUAAGUCUGCGCCGAUCCGACGGCUCUAUAGUAACCACUACGAUACCUCCAUUCGCUGAGGCUCUGCUGAAGCAUACAGCAAAUUCCAAAUGGGAUCAAGCUAUUCGUCUUUGUCGCCAUAUCAAAAGUGAGGUUACCUGGGCCAUGCUGGCCGGUCUGGCUACUGCAGCGCAAAAUACCUAUGCGGCUGAGAUUGCCUAUGGGGCUUUAGAAGAGGCAGAAAAAGUCCAAAUGUUAGCAGAAGCAAGAACACAUCCAAACAAAGAAGUACGCAGUGCAAUGAUGGUUCUUUUGGCUGGAAAGGUCCCGGAGGCAGAUAAUUUGUUGGAAAAAGGAGGAAAUAUCUAUCGAGCUGUGAUGCUAAACAUAAUCAUGAUGCGAUGGUCUCGCGCUCUUGAUAUCGCACUGAAACACAACGCCUACUUGGAAGUGGUUAUGGGUUAUCGUCAACGGUAUUUGGAGAAGCUUGGGAGAGAGGAGACUGAUGAAAAGUUUAUCCGUCAAAGGGGGAAGGUGGAGAUCGAUUUCAAUCACAUUCGAGAGGUGAUGGCCGAAGCCGAAGCUGCGGAAGAAGUGAACAAAUAA